Molecule: messenger RNA, 1114 nt
Organism: Neocloeon triangulifer
Lineage: Eukaryota; Metazoa; Arthropoda; Insecta; Ephemeroptera; Baetidae
Exons: 4
Coding region: 72-662 (196 amino acids)
Source: RefSeq, a predicted model, not a curated record
ACCAACAAGUAGUGCUGGGUGUGGUUGCAACCUCCAAAAAAUGCACUUGCCAGUCCAGUUUUGUUGUAACGAUGGCGCCGCGUGUUUGCACACCGACAAUCUCCUCGUCAACCCCGUCCGUGAGCACCGCUCUGUCCAGCGACACUCCGGAAUGGCUCGACAUGCCGGCCAUCGGCCAGUUCAAGGUUUGGCAAGUUGUGUCUGGGGUUACUGCUGCCUUUGCUUUUAUCGUAAUUUUUUUAUGCUGCUGCGUGCGUUUUCGAAUUCCGCGCACCAAGGAAGAAAUCGAAGCUGAUUACGUUCGCAAGAAAAUCGCUAGAAAGUUUCGUCGUCACCUUCGGCUCAUCCAAAACGCAGAUAUGGACGAGAUGGACCUGAAAAGGGCGCUCGAUCGAGUCAGGGCAGAGUUCAAGUCGGACACGGAGAGCGUGGCGCAGUCCGAGGCAAUUUCAAUAGGAUCCGUCAGCUCAGCUCGGUCCGCCACUUACAGAAAAGCCAGCGACCUUCUGGCAGGAAUGACUAUCGAAGACAUUCCGCGAGAGCGAACCAUUGGGACAAAGCUGGCGGAUUUUGUUGAGGCUGCACUGAUCACGCUCAGGAUGCGGAAAAGAUCGGCGAUGGUACCUGAGGAUAGCAACUUGACAGAAACUGUCGUGGCAUGAAAUUAUUUUAAUUUAAAAAAAAACAAUAAUUUUAACCUUUGGUUGUUUCUAAUUUGUGAUUAAUUUUUUUUUAAAUCUGAAUAGCAAUAGUUAAUUUUUUAGAAGAUAAAUUUAUUUUCUUGAUAAGUUUUUACUAGUGGUUUUUUGUUGAAAGUCUGCUCUUUAUUGUGUAUAUUGCUAGGUGUAACAAUAAUUUGUGCGCCUCGUGGCUGAAAAAUAAUUUUGAAAAAUGAUCGAUUCAAAAAUCAAAUUUUCUUUUAGGAAGUUAUUAUUUUCAAAUAAUAAGUAAAACAAUUAAAAAGAUUAUUAUUUAUUUUACAUUAAACCAUUCAAAUAAACUCUUCAAUAAAAGUUUAAUUCAAAUUUUUCAUACUUUAUUUGUAAAUGUUUGACAAAGGUGUAAAUUUCAAUUGACUAGAAUGAAUAGGAAUUGUGUAAAAUCUAAAUUCUAC